UCAACUUCUACACGCGAAAAGUGACAGCAGCCACGAUCAGUCGGGGAAAACAGAUUGCUUGUGUCCAUAAUUAGCUGUUUUAGCUUUCAAAAUAUAAACGCUCACUAUUCAUAUUUAAGUGGCACGUUUUUUAAUUUAUCUAAGAUGGUGUUUUACUUCACAAGUGCCGUGGUGAACCCUCAGUACACAAUCUACAUGGGAAAAGACAAAUAUGAGAAUGAGGAUCUAAUAAAGUAUGGGUGGCCUGAAGACAUCUGGUUUCAUGUUGACAAACUGUCUUCGGCUCAUGUGUAUCUGAGAGUGCCACAGGGUCAUACGAUACACGACAUUCCCCCCGAGGUGCUGAUAGACUGUGCACAGCUGGUGAAAAACAACAGCAUCCAAGGAUGUAAGAUGAACAACAUCAAUGUGGUUUACACACCGUGGGCCAACCUGAAGAAAACCGGAGAAAUGGACGUUGGACAAAUUGGCUUUUUCAGACAGAAAGAGGUGAAGCUCGUGGCGGUGGAGAAGAAGGUGAAUGAGAUCGUAAACCGCCUGGAGAGAACUAAAGAUGAACGAUACCCCGACCUGGCGGCAGAGAAAGAGUCGAGAGACCGAGAGGAGAGGAACGAGAAGAAAGUUCAGAUCCAGGAAGAGAGGAAGAAGGAGAAGGAUGACGUGAGGAAGAGAAAAGAGAUGGAUGAACUGAAGCACUAUACUUCAUUGUUGGUGGAUGAAAACAUGCAGACUAAUGAGGAUGGCAAUGAUUCAGACGACUUCAUGUGAGAGGAUUAAACGCCGGCAGCAAGCAGACUCUUCUUCAGUCCUCUCCUGCUGCUUCCGCUUGCUGUUACUCUGCACUGACAUUGAAAUAUAACAACAAAGACAAACGGAUACCUUUUUGCUUGUGGAGCAGAGCGCAGCCAAUGACAGGACAGUGCCGGGGAUUUAUUCCACAUGCUGAUUGGUUCAGACACUGCUUUCAAAACCAAUCGCGUGUCUUCAUGAGAGAUGACACUGGAGAGGAAACACAGGACGACAAAAAUGCUGCGGAUCAUUUCGGUUGGAAAACACUCAAAUUGCAAAACCGAUGUUGAUGUACGAUUAAACUAUUGGUCCUAUGUUUUAAUAACCCUGCAAACCCUUCUGUUCUUUAUGUGUUCAUUCAUCUUCAUGUACUAAUGUGUUCAAUACAAUUCAAUGUACUCACAGUUAUAGAUUAAGCUUGACAUCCACUAACUGCAGAAGCAUGGUGUCCUGAAAGUUUUUAGUUUAUUUUAAAGAAUGUAUGCACAAAUGUAUGUCUACAUCUAAUGGUUAUUCUUUCCUAUAUAAAGCCUGUCACAUUUCCCAUGUCCUUGCUCUUCAAAAUGAUUAUUCUGUCAAACUAAAUGUCAAAAAUCCAAAUAAACUACAGUUUACAAUCAUUA
Molecule: messenger RNA, 1412 nt
Organism: Trematomus bernacchii (emerald rockcod)
Lineage: Eukaryota; Metazoa; Chordata; Actinopteri; Perciformes; Nototheniidae
Gene: ccdc25
Product: coiled-coil domain containing 25
Exons: 9
Coding region: 145-768 (207 amino acids)
Source: RefSeq, a predicted model, not a curated record